Xylaria bambusicola is the source of this 1266-nucleotide messenger RNA. RefSeq lists its product as uncharacterized. The record is from RefSeq and is a predicted model, not a curated record. The coding region runs from base 1 to 1266 and encodes 421 amino acids. Lineage: Eukaryota; Fungi; Ascomycota; Sordariomycetes; Xylariales; Xylariaceae. The transcript is spliced from 2 exons.
AUGGUAGGGUUUGUUGAACAUUUCAGAAAGCCAAAACUUCCGGUUCUUGAAUCGCCACGGAACGACAGUGUCGUAAAUCGGCAAUUUGGAUUUGGGCCACAGAAUCUUGCACCACCUAUUUUGCGAAACUUUUCUUAUCCAACUAACGUCGCAAACACCAACUCACCGCUUUCUACUCCCACGGUAUGGGAAGAGCAACCGUCUACCUGGGAUCAGCUAGGAGAGAUAUGUAAUUUCUCACUUAAUACCAGACCCUGCACACGUCAGGACAGAACUGCUGGGUUCGAAGACCCCUUCUUUUACACUACAGACCGUACUCCAUAUAGAAGACUAGUCGACAUUGAUGAGAACUCCAACACUGAGUCCAACAUCAAAACAUCGAUUGAUCACCGGCCUGUGGUGCAAAAAAGACAACACCGAACAUCCUCUCACGUAGAAAAAGGCGUACCUAAGGAUAACGGUUCAAAGGUCCCCAUAAAUCAAUUGGUUGGCUAUCACGUAUUUCCCCAGAAGCGCAAUUCUACUACGAAACUGAGACGCAGUUCGCUCGGGCAUCAUAAGACAUCUUCAUCCUUCGACGCAUCUCGACUUCUCACCCGGUCUGGUAGUCUCGAACGUCCUAUGUCUAGUUCGGGUAUACCCUUGGUCGAUACUAGGCUUGCACGUUCUACAAAUGAGACCAUUGAACCCAGUGAGCAUCCCGCAUUCCCUACAGGAAACAUAACCGAAGGGACUUUACAUAGCCCAGAAAAGGCUACACCUGUGCCAUACGAUCUGUCUGAUGCUUAUAUUAUAAGUAUGGACUCCCCUAACUCAGGAGACAGUGCUCCCGGCCGGCAUCGUAUUGGUCCUGGCUCGAAGGAGCUGUCUGAAGACCGGAAAUGUGAAGAUGGUGCCUCAAAGUCACACAAGCCCAGAGGCAAGGAAGGGAGGAAGCGAUGGUUUUCACAGUUAAAGGAAUGGAUUUCAGUAUCGGAGCCCUCCACACAGGCGUUGAUAAAAUAUAAGAAGGAGACAUAUCAUAAGGCUGGCAUUGCUCUCAAUGAUCCACUAGCUAAUGCCAAACUCCACCUACCCGUUGCUUCGUUGCCACCGGAAGCCAUCAAGCCCGGAGGCCGUGGGCCAGAGCCUGAAGAGGUUGUUCUACAGAAAGCCAUUCAGCGCAAGAAGGCUCAGACAGGACCAUCUCAGGGAUCGCAAUCGAUCACAACCCAUUAUUCCUCGACGAGCACAGUGACCGCGAGUACGACAAAAAAUGGAGAGUAA